GAAUCAAAGUCUGGACUCCAUUUUGUGAGAUGACGGUUUGAGAGUUUUUUUUGCUCGCUACAGAAAAAUGGAUUUCAAGUUUUUUCCAAAGGACUCCUUUAACUGUCCAGUGUGUUCGCACGUAUUGAGGGAUCCUGUUUCAAUCCCAUGUGGACACAGUUUUUGUAAUGGGUGCCUUAAAUCAUUCUGGGAUAAAAAUGAGAAGAAGGAAGACUACAAAUGUCCUGUCUGCACUUGUAUUUUCAAUCCCAGGCCUCAUCCUUACAGAAACCUCUUAGUUGCUGACUUAGUUGAGAACCUGAAGAGUGUGAUGAGCAGUCCUACUGAAGACAGAUCUGCUAAACCUGGAGACGUUGUCUGCGAUGUGUGUAUGGAGAAGAUCCAAAGAGCCAUCCUGUCUUGUUUGACAUGCAUGGCCUCCUACUGCGAGAGUCACGUCCAGCCUCACAGACAGUCUGAAGCUCUAAAGAGACACAAACUUGUGGGGCCGAUUGACGAUCUGCAGCAGAGAAUCUGCUCAAGCCACCAGAAACCUCUGGAGUUCUUCUGCAAGAAAGACUGUAUGUUUACGUGCUCUCUUUGUGUUGUGACCAAACACAGUGGACAUGAACAGGAACUGGCUGAGGAUCAGAAGAUGACUUCUCAGAAAGUUUUACAAAAAUCACCAGUAGAAGACACCAAUUCAGCUGAAGGAAGAGAAAAAGAAUUGCGAAUUGUGCUCCUUGGAAGAAGUGGAACUGGAAAAAGUGCAGUUGGAAAUCGAAUCUUGGGAAGAGACGUGUUCAGAGCAGAAUACAACAGUGCAUCGGUUACCGUAAAGUGUGAAAAGAGAAGUGCAGAGAUCGAUAAAUGGCGUGUUACUGUGAUUGACACGCCAGGCUUCUUUAACCCACGUUUCUCGAACGAGAAGGUUUCACAAGAAGUCCAAAGAUGCAUUGAAAUGUCUUCACCGGGCCCUCAUGUGUUUCUUGUGGUUGUCAAGAUUCCUCAUUUUACUGAACAAGACAGAGAAAUACUGAGCAAAGUUCAAAAACUAUUUGGUGAGAAGAUAACUAGCCACAUUCUGAUCAUUUUCAGUCAUGGAGAUCGUUUGAAGGUCACCAUCGAAGAAUUCAUUAAGAGUAAGGAAGGCCUAGAAACUCUUAUUAAGCAAUGUAACGACAAAUAUCAUGUCUUCAACAAUAAAACAAUAGGCUACCCAGAGACACUGAACUUUUAUAGAAUAAUCGAUCAGAUAAUGCUGCAGAAUGGCGGUCGCUGCUACAAUGAAAUGAAUGAAGAUGAGGAGGAAAACGUCCACAUGCCCAAAAUACUUCAAAAGAGAAGAAGCAGCAUAGAAACACCACCGGGAACUUUUGUGAUGGAUGCUUUGUGCAGCAUUGGGAUGACAAGGACCAGAAAUUCUACUCCUGCCCGGUGUGCAAAAAAGUUUGCACAACCACCUGACGUCUAUACAAGGAGUACAAUUGACGAAUGCCUACAGAAAAUGAAGAAGACAACAAUCCAUCCUGCGGAACAAAGUGAUGUCCAAGACCAGGAGGCGACCUGUGAUUUAUGUGAUGCAGUAAAAGUUAAAGCCGUCCAGUCCUGUCUGACCUGCAUGGUCUCUUACUGUGAGACUCACAUUCAGCUGCACAGGGAGAAUGAAGCUUUCAGAAUGCACAGACUUGACAGGCCAACUACAAAUCUGCAGCAGAUGGUUUGUGUUGAUCACAAGAAACCUCUGGAUCUUUUCUGUAAAAGUGAUGAAAAGUUUAUCUGUUCAGAAUGCUUGGUUACUAAGCACAUCGGGCACAAGAUGGAGGUGGCCAGCCGGCAGAGUUUUACACCUAUAAAGGUCUCCAAGACUGCAGCUCAGGAAGGUACUAACGCACAGCUCAGGAUUAUGCUCCUUGGUAAAAGUGGAGUUGGAAAAAGUGCAGCAGGUAACACAAUCCUCGGCAAAGAAAUAUUCACAGCCGAUUCAAAUGGUGACUCCGCUACAACUGAUUGUGAGAUACAAGAUACAAAAAUAGACAGAUGCCAUGUAGUUGUGACUGACACUCCUGGAUUUUUCAACACACGCCUAACGAUGGGUGAAGUCAUUAGCAAAAUCAGAGAGUGUAUUCAUACCUCUUCUGGGCCCCAUGUGUUUCUAGUGGUGGUAGAGAUUGGCAAUUUUAAUUGUGAUGACCAACAAAUGGUAGAGAUCAUAAAAAAUAUGUUGGGUGAGAAAGUUACCAAACACAUGAUGGUCCUAUUUACCCAUGGAGAAAACCUGAGAGACAAAAACAUUAAGCAAUUUGUGAAAAGUGGCAAUAAGGAUCUCAAGAACCUGCUCCAGAUGUGCAACUACAGAUAUCAUGUGUUCAACGACACAACAAUCCGAUACCCGCUGGCAUUAGAACUGUUCAGAAAAAUUGAUCAGAUGAUGGUAGAGAUUGGAGGACGAUGCUACACAGAUGAACGAAAACAGGACAAAAAAGUGAAGAAGGAACCUCCUCAAGAAAAAAAGAUGCUAUGUGCCCCAAAUCAGCCAGACAAGUCUGAUGGAGAAGAGCCUGAAAAAGAGCCCGAAUCUGAAAGAGAUGAUGACGUCAAUAUCUCUAAGCACCAAAGAAAAAACAGCAUGGACGAUUCCCAACCAAACAGUCCUAACUCAGACUCUGAGAUAAGAGUUGUACUACUUGGAAAGAGUGGAGUUGGGAAGACUUUUGCCUGCAACACUAUCCUGGGGAGAAAAGGUUUCAGAGAUGAAUCAGGAACUAGAAGAUGUGAGAAAAGGGAAACAAUGAUUGAUGGCUGCCCUGUUGUUGUAAUUGACACCCCUUCCUUCUUUAGUACACAAAUUCCUCAGGCAACUUUCGUUAACGACGUUAGAAGGUGUAUGGAACUGUCUUAUCCGGGGCCACAUGUGUUUUUAACUGUGGUGGAGAUUGGCAAUUUUAAUGAAAGAGAUAGUGAAAUGAUAAAGAUGAUCUCAGAUAUUUUUGGCAGGAAAGUUUAUGAACACAUGAUGGUCCUUUUCACUCAUGGAGAAAAUCUGGGAUUCAAGAGCAUCAAGAGGUUUGUUCAAGAAGCCAAAGGGGAUCUCAAGAAGUUGCUCAGCAUGUGUAACUACAGGUAUCAUGUCUUUAGUGACUCAGCAAUACGUUACGGGAUGACAAUAGAAUUGUUUAAGAAGUUUGACUGGCUGAUUCUGGAGAAUGGUGCUCGAUGUUACAGAGAUGAACGCAAGCAGGUAAAGAAGACAAAGGAGGCUGUUGAGAACAUGAGUGUACCCUUUGUUGCUAAUGAGUCUGAGGAAUCAAAUCUCAACAAAUCAAAUGGUCUUCUUGAGGAUGAAGGUGUAAACCCUCAAAGAAAGAAGAAAGGCAACCCUCAAGAAAGAAGAAGCAGCUUUGAUGGAGUAAUACCAGACUUGUCUGGGCUGGCUGUAUCUUGAUAUUAUACACGUUUAGGCUAAUAUGAGCAAGAGGAGAACUCCCAAUAUGUCUUAAUGUUCAGCAUGGAUGGAACUCUUUUAGGUAUUUUCCUGCUAAGAACAAUGCAAUAGACUUUUUUUUAUGCUGUUUAUUUACAUAUUAUGACUAACACAAUCAUUACCUAAGAACGCUGAGGAGAGCCAUACAGAUUUUGAAGAGGAAAACCUGCUGAAUGGAUGAUGGACUUGCUAGAAUGUGUCAAUCACAUACAACUGAAGGAACUAAGAAGUGUAUACUUUGAGGUAUUUGUUUACAUGAUGCUAUAAUGGACAACAUGUAUGGCUAGUGUCCUUGCCGGGAUUGGCCCCAGUUUCUUAACCGACCAGAAGACCAAUGCGAUGGAAAGUUCAAGGGAGGCUCCAUUUCAAGGCUAUAUGCUCCACCAACCCACUAGAUUGCAGCAUCCCUGGGCUUUGGUACCCAUUCAACACCCACAAGAAAUGCUGGAAAUCCAUGGGUGCCACUAGGGGGUGCUGCAGGGAGUUAUACUCCCUAUUUCUUUCGAAUUCUGUAUGACCCGAAAGGAGGAGUAGCAGUGAAGAGGACAAAAGGACUAGUAUUUAUAUUUGAUGUAUGGAGGUAUUUCUUUAAAAUAAAACUCUUUGUUUGAACCCGGAA
Molecule: messenger RNA, 4082 nt
Organism: Erpetoichthys calabaricus (reedfish)
Lineage: Eukaryota; Metazoa; Chordata; Cladistia; Polypteriformes; Polypteridae
Product: GTPase IMAP family member 8-like
Exons: 10
Coding region: 68-3424 (1118 amino acids)
Molecular function (GO): zinc ion binding; GTP binding
Source: RefSeq, a predicted model, not a curated record